AUGCUUUCCCAUUUACCGAUUGAGAUUCUAAAUCAGAUUUAUGGAAACUUGAACUUAAAUGAUAAACUUCAACUGGCUCAAGUCAGCGAAGAGCUUGGCCACGCAUUUGCCUACCAUAGUAAAUUGGUUUAUACGCAUGUGGACUGCGAUGUUUUUACAAAUGAUGUAUUGACAGUUUUUCUGCCGCUUUGCGGAGCGAGUGUUGUCCACAUGAAUACGACUGAAAAAACAUUCGAGAAGCCAAUUGUGGAGCUAAUAGUAAAGCACUGCACCAACUUGAAAUCUACCUGUGUGGAGGUUCCAACUGAUAAUUUGAAGGAGUUCAAGGCAUUUAUGGGCAUUAAAAGCCUAAGAAAAAUUGAAUAUUUUAAUAAAUUAAGGUGUAAUCAUAUAAUCGAAUGCAUUAAUACAGAUUGUAAAGAGUUGAAAGUGUUUCACAUAAGGAAUGGACAGGCACAACACAUUCCAAGACUGAUAAACUUGGAAAAACUGUACAUCAUUUGGCCUGAGACAAAAUAUGUAUUAAAUAUUUUAGAAAUAGCCUCACACUUAAAAAAACUUCGCUGCUUGGUGGUUAUAUAUACCAGCGUUUCAAUCUGCCAGAAAUUUGAUUUUUUAUUACCGGAAUUGGAAGAACUUGAGUUAUUGAAUUGCACAAUUUGUCCACAAGUAAUGCCAACAUGUCCAAAGCUCAAAUCG
Drosophila subobscura is the source of this 699-nucleotide messenger RNA. RefSeq lists its product as uncharacterized. The record is from RefSeq and is a predicted model, not a curated record. Gene Ontology annotation, molecular function: protein binding. The transcript has 2 exons. Lineage: Eukaryota; Metazoa; Arthropoda; Insecta; Diptera; Drosophilidae. The annotation marks the transcript as partial.